This is a messenger RNA of Pygocentrus nattereri (red-bellied piranha), 5828 nucleotides long. It is a transcript of the gene map3k5, whose product is annotated as mitogen-activated protein kinase kinase kinase 5. Lineage: Eukaryota; Metazoa; Chordata; Actinopteri; Characiformes; Serrasalmidae. Gene Ontology annotation, biological process: protein phosphorylation; cellular response to stress; MAPK cascade. Gene Ontology annotation, molecular function: MAP kinase kinase kinase activity; ATP binding. The record is from RefSeq and is a predicted model, not a curated record. The transcript has 30 exons. The coding region runs from base 624 to 4652 and encodes 1342 amino acids.
CAGGGUCCACAACACGGCAACAGGGAGCACGAGAAAGGCUGUGCGCGCGUGUUCGCGACUUGUUUUCGUGUGCUUGUUUGGCGAUGAGGUAACUUCGCGCAGCCUCGUGCCGGAUCCGUCGAGCUUUCCUCGUGAAGAUGGUGUCGCGCUCUGCAGCCCGAGGACUCUCCCCGCCUCCGCCGCCUCGUUGCCGUUUCGUGCCUGAACUUCAGCUCGUCGCGGUGGUGGUGGUGCACGGACAGGCGCGCGGAGCCGCGGAGCUGGAGCGCGUCGAGACCGUUCACUUUUAAACUGCAGCGCGCGCGGAGUCGUGACUGGAGCGCGUGGCAGCUGACAGCAGCGGCGACCGCACAGCAACGGUAGCUCGCGCUCGCGUUUCCUCACAACUUCUACCGCCCAGACUGCGUUACAGAGUCUUUUUCUCAUAUAUUUUUCUCUCGGAAUCCAAACAGAGUCGCUUUUUAAAGGAAUUCAACAUUUUUUGCCAUUUUUCUGCUCGGAGGAAUGCCGGCGCGUGAGCGUCGUCGUUUAAAGGAACUCCACCUGGGGUAACCGGAGGAGUUAUUUCUUCCUCUUCUCGUUUAUUAUCCUGUUCUCCGCGUUUCACCUGUUAGUUAAAGAGGAUGAACUCGGAGCCCGAGGGCGUCUCUCUGUCGGUUCCGUGUCGCGAGGAGGGCUCGCGCCCGGCCGUACCAGCCGCCGGCACGUUCUGGCACGACGCUGCGGCGGCGGCGAGCAGCACAGGAUGCCCCGCGGAGAGCGGACACGGGCUGCUGGCUGCGGCGGGGAAGUGCAGCUCCGCCAGCCGCCGGGCCAGCGUGUCUUACGUGCUGAACUCGGAGACGGGCGCGGAGAGCAUGGCCCUGCAGUGCCUGAGGGACGCCUGCGAGGCCGUGGGCAGCACGCUGGAGAUCGUGCUCUUCGGGAAGCUGGACUUCGGCGAGACGUCCGUGCUCGACCGCUUCUACAACGCAGAUAUUGCUGUGGUGGAGAUGACUGAUGCUUUCAGGCAGCCGUCCCUGUUCUAUCACUUGGGAGUGAGGGAGAGUUUCAGCAUGGCCAACAACAUCAUCCUGUACUGUGACUCCAACUCAGACUCACUGCAGUCUCUACAGGAGAUCGUGUGCCAGAAGAACACUACGUGUGCGGCUAACUACCUGUUCAUCCCAUACAUGGUGACCCCUCAGAAUAAGGUGUAUUGCUGUGAGAGCAGUCUGAUGAAGGGGCUCAGUGAGCUGAUGCAGCCCAGCUUUGAGGCACUGCUCGGACCCAUCUGUAUGCCCCUGCUGGACCGCCUCAUCCAGAUCCUCACUGUAACGCAGACCAGCUCCUGCCAGUACUUCCGAGAGACGAUACUCAACGAGAUCCGCAAAGCGCGGGAGCUGUACACGGGGGAUGAGCUAGCGGCGGAGCUGGGGCGAAUCCAGCAGCGAUUGGACAAUGUGGAGUGCCUGUCAGCCGACAUCGUGAUCAAUCUGCUCCUGUCGUACAGAGAUAUACAGGAUUAUGAAUCAAUUAUAAAGCUGGUGGAAACUCUAGAAAAGCUCCCAACAUUUGACCCUGUGGCCCAUCCCCAUGUACAGUUCCACUAUGCUUUUGCUCUGAACAGGAGAAAUCAGCCAGGUGAUCGACAGAAGGCUCUGGACAUCAUGCUGCCGCUGGUGGAGAGUGAGGAGCAGGUAGCCUCUGAUAUUUACUGUCUGGUGGGACGGAUCUAUAAGGACAAGUUCCUGGACUCGCACUUCGCUGACACUGAGAGCAGAGACAGCAGCAUACAGUGGUUCCGGAGAGGAUUUGAAUCAGAGCCUACUCUUCACUCUGGCAUAAACUACGCUGUGCUUUUGCUGGCUGCUGGCCACCAAUUCGACUCUUCCUUUGAGCUGCGUAAAGUGGGUGUGAAGCUGAGCAGUCUGCUGGGGAAGAAGGGCAGUCUGGAUAAGCUGCAGAGUUACUGGGACGUGGGGUUCUUCCUGGGAGCCAGCAUACUGGCCUGCGACAACAUGCGUGUCAUACAGGCGUCUGAAAAGCUCUUCAAACUUAAAGCUCCAGUCUGGUACCUCUGUUCAUUGGUUGAGACCAUUCUAAUUUAUCAACACUUUAAAAAGCCUUGCUCUGAGCCGCCGGGGACCAAACAGGAGCUCAUGGACUUCUGGAUGGACUUCAUGGUGGAGGCCACUAAAAAGGACGUGUCUUCUGUCCGCUUUCCUGUUUUGAUACUGGAGCCGACUAAAGUCUACCAGCCGUCUUACUUGACGAUCAACAACGAUGCAGAAGAGCACACGUUGUCCAUUUGGCAUGUGGCUCCUGAUGACAAAAAUAAGGGCAUCCAUGAGUGGAAUUUCAGUGCAGCGUCUGUUCGGGGGGUGAGCAUUUCCAAGUUUGAUGAGCGCAGCUCCUUCCUCUAUGUAUUGAACAACUCUGAAGACUUCCAGAUUUACUUCUGCACUGAGAUGCACUGCAAAAGGUUCUGCGAGCUGGUAAACAGUAUGACGGAGGAGGCGUGGCGGGGUCAGGAUGAGGCAGAGUGUGAUUCCGAGGCUUUAGAGUACGAUUACGAGUAUGACGAGCAUGGAGAGAGGGUGGUUCUGGGUAAAGGCACCUUCGGGAUCGUCUAUGCGGGUCGUGACCUCAGCAACCAGGUCCGUCUGGCCAUUAAGGAGAUUCCUGAGCGGGACAGCAGGUACUCGCAGCCCCUGCAUGAGGAGAUAGCCCUGCACAAGCACCUGAAGCAUAAAAACAUUGUGCAAUACCUGGGCUCCAUCAGUGAAAAUGGUUUUAUCAAGAUCUUCAUGGAGCAAGUACCUGGAGGCAGUCUGUCAGCACUACUGAGAUCCAAAUGGGGACCACUGAAAAACAACGAGCCGACCGUUGGAUUCUACACCAAACAGAUCCUGGAGGGCCUCAAAUACCUGCAUGACAACCAGAUUGCUCACCGGGAUAUUAAGGGAGACAAUGUGCUGAUAAACACCUACAGUGGAGUUCUGAAGAUCUCUGAUUUUGGCACAUCAAAGCGUCUGGCUGGCAUUAACCCCUGCACCGAGACCUUCACUGGCACACUACAGUACAUGGCUCCUGAGAUCAUAGACAAAGGCCCUCGUGGAUACGGCAAGCCAGCAGACAUCUGGUCACUGGGCUGCACUAUUAUAGAGAUGGCCACAGGCAAACCGCCCUUUUAUGAGCUGGGAGAACCACAGGCGGCCAUGUUUAAGGUGGGGAUGUUUAAGAUCCACCCAGAGAUUCCAGACUCCAUGUCAGCUGAGGCGAAGGCCUUUAUUCUGCGCUGUUUUGAGCCAGACCCUGACCUCCGCGCUACAGCCAACGAGCUGCUCACCCAUGAAUUCCUCACAGUCACCUCUCGCAAGAAAAAAGCCAAAGGCAACAACUUCACAGCUUUGUCUCCAGGAACAGAAUACCUUCGCAGCAUCUCUCUUCCUGUCCCCGUGGUGGUGGAGGACACGAGCAGCAGCAGCGAAUACGGCUCUGUCUCCCCCGACAACGAGCUGAACUCCAACCCCUUCCUCUUCAAGCCCAGCACCAAGUGCUACAGCGAGAGAGAGGUCAAAGGCCAUCGCUCCCUCUUCCUCAGUAUCCCAGUGGAGCAGUUUGAGGACCACAGCGCCCCCCCAUCUCCAGAGGAGAAGGACGCUGGGUUCUUCAUGCUGAGGAAGGACAGUGAGCGGAGAGCCACUCUGCACCGCAUCCUCACAGAGGACAAAGACAAAAUAGUCAGCAACUUGCAGGAGGCGCUCACACAGGGCUCUGAGGAGACUAAGCUAAAACAUGAGCACAUUUCCGCUCUGGUGGCCAGCCUGGGUGAGUUUGUACGCAUGGCGGACAGAAAGAUCAUCGCCAACACGCUUUCCCAGCUCAAACUGGAGCUGGACUUCGACAGCACUGCUAUCAGUCAGCUGCAGGUGACGCUGUUCGGCUUUCAGGAUGCGCUGAACAAAGUGCUGCGGAAUCACAAUAUCAAACCUCACUGGAUGUUUGCACUGGACAACAUAAUCCGUAAAGCUGUCCAGACCGCCAUCACUAUCCUGGUGCCAGAGCUCAGGCCACACUUCAGCUUGGCAUCUGAAAGCGACCCGGCCGAUCAGGAUGAUGAUGAUGAUGACACUGUACCUCAUGGAAGCCCCGCCCACAAAAGCAGAGUCCCACAGAUCGUGAACCAUGAUGACACGGUAGCUACAUCAGGAGUGAGCACGCUGAGUUCCACCGUUUCUCACGAAUCUCGCACAGCACAGCACUCCGUUAACAUGGAGCUCGGCCGCAUGAAGCUCGAGACCAGCAGGUUGCUAGAGGAGCUGCUAGAGAAGGAGAGGGAGUACCAGUGUAUCCUGCAGCAUGUUCUGGAAGAGAGAGAGCAGGAGAUUAAACUACUGAAGUUGCGCUCUGAGCCCAUUGAUGUUGAUACUCCCUCAAUGAGUACACAGAGUUCAUUAGGAGGUGAGGGCGACCCCGAGCUGCUUAAAUGGCUCAGGUUACAUGGAGCGGAUGCUGACUCUAUAGACAGGAUCAUAGCAGAGGAAUACACUCUUGAUGACAUCCUUCAUUACGUCACCAGGGACGAUCUGAAGAGUCUGAGACUAAAGGGUGGAAUCCUCUGUAAGCUUUGGAAAGCCAUCACAGAACACAGGGAGAAACCUGGCUGAGUCUGGUCCCACUGGUCCACUAUCUACUGCACUUUAUUCUGGCGUGUUACAGACCAAAUCCCUGAGAGUCCGCUCCAGAAACCCCACAGAAACCCCACUGAUAGGCCUGGAUGCUCUAAUACAGGACAGUUCUGACCAGCAACAGCUCAAACCCUGACCUGUGGGGUAAACCUGGUCAACAGACAUUUUAUUGGCAGUGAUAAGAAUUUUAAUACAAAUUUAGGGGACCAUUCAGUUCAUAUGUACACUGUUGCACUGUAAAUACAUUAUAGUGUGUUACAUUCUGUCUGUAGUUGUUGGGAGUUAAACAGACAAUUGGAAGGCAAUGUAAGGAACAAAGCUCUACACCGGGGAUACUAGCUGACAUGUUGUGACUUGGUGCUUCUUCAUAGAGGAAAACUAUGUUUUUGUUUGUUGUUUAUUUGUUUACAAAAACAGAAACUGAGCUGACCUGAAAACCAAUGCUUUACAGACUUUCCAGAGGUACCUUUAUAACCUUACGCUUGUAUUUCAAACAUUUCUAUACAAUAUCCUAAUCCUUAACACUAUGUUUUUUUUUGUUGUUGUUGUUUGUUUGUUUGUUUGGGUUUUUUUUUUUGGCUUGUUUGUACACCUUUUGGAGACUUUGUAUACAUUUCCCUUUAAAUGGCAGGGUGGAAGCGCUUGUUACUGUCCUUUUACUAUUGCAGCUUUUGUACUGGGUGGUGUUUUUAGCAGAAAUAUAUAUGCCAUAGACACAUAUUCAGUUAUUCGCAUAAUUGUUAACGCAAUUUUAAGUGAAAUUGUACUGUAUCUUUGAAAUAUAUGUGACAUUGGAACAAAGAAGUUGUAAAUAUCCAAGCCAGAUUCCUGUAAUAUUCCAAAGGAAGUACAGGUUAGGCUUUUCUCUUUUAAGUCAUUGAAUUGUGACGUCAUUACUAGCAUUUCUUAUGUUUACCUCCAACCAAUAUCCAUUAAAACAUACGCUCGUGGCUUCCUAAAGCUUAAGUCCGGUCAUAACGCAAAGCGAUUUAACAUGUCAUAUUCCUCAUUUUAUUUAAGCUCUCUUAUUUGAUAAAUGAUGUAUUUAAUUUUUAUCUCUUUAAUCAUGAUAAACUAAUGAGAUAUUUGUGUAAUGUUAUAUAAUAUGACAAUCCUCAGAAUUAACUGUGAAAUUAAAGUGUGACUUGAAAAACA